Molecule: messenger RNA, 444 nt
Organism: Zasmidium cellare ATCC 36951
Lineage: Eukaryota; Fungi; Ascomycota; Dothideomycetes; Mycosphaerellales; Mycosphaerellaceae
Exons: 1
Coding region: 1-444 (147 amino acids)
Source: RefSeq, a predicted model, not a curated record
AUGAAGAACAAGAACGUCAGCCAAUACUGGGAAGGAUCGAGCAGUGGGACAGCCCCCGGUCUGCCGCAAGACAUGCAGCAGGAUCCGGUUCGCGCGUUGCAGUACCCAAAUCGCGUCUCGCACCCGCCAGCUACAUCGCAAGCAACGAUGAACCAGCAGCUUCAGGCGCUGUCUCUCGCGCCUUCGUCUUCAUCACCGCGACCCCAGGCGCUAGCCCCGAUCGUCUCGUCGUGGUACUCCCACCCUCCACCAGCGCCCGCGCCCGCGCCGGCACCAGCGCCACCCACCUUCUCCUUCUCGCUGCCAAUUCGCGGCAGAGAUCCCGAGGCAUCUGUCAGAGGAUGCCCAAGAAAUGUUGCGGAGGAUGAGUCGCUGGCAUGGAUAGGCAUGGAGAUGGAGAGAGAACAAGGACGAAGUGAGGUCGAGAAGUGGAGAAGAUCGUGA